AAACCAAGAUCUAUUUGAUUUGACUCAAUGUUUAUCUAGCCCUUUCUUUUCAUCUUCUAGGGUUUCUUCACUGUUCGCUCUUACGACCUCACCUGAAUUUCUUUGCGAUUCUUUUUCUCUCUACAGUCCCUACCGUCGGACACUAGAAUUAAUUCAAGAUGGAGGGAAAGGGUAAUCUGGAAGUGUCAAUAGAGCAAUUGUUGAAUGUGGAGAAGCAGAUGAGGUUGGCUGGUGAAGUCGCCGGCACUAAGAAGGCCGUCACUGAAAUUCUCCAACUCUGCUUUGAAGCUAAGGAUUGGAAGGUCCUUAAUGACAUGAUUCUCGUCUUGUCCAAAAAACGUGGUCAACUCAAGCAGGCUGUGACAGCGAUGGUCCAACAAGCGAUGCAGUACAUUGACCUCACUCCAGAUCUUGAAACUCGUAUAGAGCUUAUUAAAACACUUAACAAUGUGUCUGCAGGAAAGAUAUAUGUUGAAAUUGAGAGAGCACGGUUGAUAAAGAAACUUGCAAAAAUGAAGGAAGAACAGGGACUUAUAGCCGAAGCUGCAGAUUUGAUGCAAGAAGUUGCAGUGGAAACUUUUGGUGCCAUGGCGAAAACUGAGAAAAUUGCAUUCAUUCUUGAACAAGUUCGUUUGUGCCUGGACCGUCAAGAUUAUGUCCGUGCUCAAAUUCUCUCCAGGAAAAUCAGUCCAAGGGUCUUUGAUGCUGAUACUUCAAAAGAAAAGAAAAAACCCAAGGAAGGUGAGAAUGUUGUUGAAGAGGCUCCUGCUGAUAUACCCUCAUUAUUGGAGUUGAAGCGGAUCUACUAUGAAUUGAUGAUAAGGUAUUAUUCCCAUAACAACGAUUAUCUUGAAAUUUGUCGAUGCUAUAAGGCCAUAUAUGAGAUUCCCUCUGUCAGGGAGAAUCCAGCCCAGUGGAUUCUGGUUCUGAGGAAAAUAUGUUGGUACUUAGUUUUAUCGCCACAUGACCCGAUGCAGUCAAGCCUUCUGAACUCCACAUUGGAGGAUAAGAAUCUUUUUGAGAUUCCAAAAUUUAGGUUGCUACUGAAACAGUUAGUAACGAUGGAGGUUAUCCAAUGGACCUCUCUGUGGACUUCAUACAAGGAGGAGUUCGAGAACGAGAAAAACCUGCUUGGAGGUUCUUUGGUUGACAAAGCAGCGGAAGAUUUGAGGCAAAGAAUAAUUGAACAUAAUAUCCUCGUUGUUUCAAAAUACUACACAAGGAUUACCUUGAAGAGACUUGCGGAGCUUCUGUGUCUCAGCAUCCAGGAAGCUGAGAAGCAUCUAUCAGAAAUGGUCGUGUCGAAAGCAUUGGUUGCAAAGAUUGACCGGCCAAUGGGAGUAGUCUCUUUCCAAGUUGCGAAGGAUAGCAAUGAUGUUCUCAACUCAUGGGCAAUGAACUUGGAGAAGCUGCUUGAUCUUGUUGAGAAGAGCUGCCAUCAAAUACACAAAGAAACCAUGGUUCACAAAGCUGCUCUGAAAGUCUGAGAAGUUUCCAUGGUUGGAUUGAGAGCUUCUUAUCCUCAUUAUUCAAUGAAAUUCAUCAUUUGUCGGUAUUCUGGGAAAGGAGGAAAGAAAGCAGUCUGAAUUGUUCUGCGACAUCGCAACAACCAAGCCACAAGAUUGGGAAUUUCAAGAUCAAUGGUUCAACUAGAUGCUCGUUUACUGUUUUUAGCCACUGGCAGUCACCGAGGUUCAAAUAGACGAUAUAAUUGAGUUUUCUGAAACAGUGAAAAAGAGCAAAAACUUGUUGCUUCUUCGUUUAGAUUUUCUCGGAUUCGGUUGCUUCCACGUUUAGAUUGUCUUUCUAAACAAGGAAUGAUUUUUCUGUCAAAGCCAGAAAGCAAAGAACAAAUAGGUUGUUGACUUGUAUGCAAUUUAUGUUUGGAUAAUUGGACUAAUAUAAUAAACAAAAUCAUUUCGUAGACCAA
Tripterygium wilfordii is the source of this 1930-nucleotide messenger RNA. Its product is annotated as 26S proteasome non-ATPase regulatory subunit 12 homolog A-like. Lineage: Eukaryota; Viridiplantae; Streptophyta; Magnoliopsida; Celastrales; Celastraceae. Bases 159 to 1487 code for a protein of 442 amino acids. The record is from RefSeq and is a predicted model, not a curated record. Gene Ontology annotation, cellular component: nuclear proteasome complex; cytoplasm; proteasome regulatory particle, lid subcomplex. The transcript has 12 exons.